Cladocopium goreaui is the source of this 2552-nucleotide messenger RNA. Lineage: Eukaryota; Dinophyceae; Suessiales; Symbiodiniaceae. The record is from the annotation of a GenBank genome assembly.
AUGGAGGCGGGCAACGGUGGUUAUGCCACGGGGCAAACCGACUGGUGGAAGGACUUUCGCUAUGGGGUGGAGAAAAUCUUGCGCUCUUCUUUGGCUGAAAGCAAGGUAAGCAAGGGCGUUCUGCAACGGGAAAGUUGGAUCAGAUUUCUACAGAUCAUCGGUGGCACCGAGGAGCAAGCACGUGCCCUGCUGAAGGACCAAGGGUCACAUCUCAGUGUCGAAAACUUCUUGGACCUCAUUUUUGGGGAUGCCGCUUCCUCAAAGGUGUCCAAAGGAAACGGCCAUACACUGACAAACAACUUGCGGGACUAUUUUGAGAAUCACUACCGAGAGGGAGGUCAAUUUGGGCAUGCUGACUACAUAGGCACUGACAAUGCUGAGAUGUGGACUUGGCUGCAUAAGCCCACAGGGAUCCAAGUUUGGCAAGACGCCAUUGACCUCACCUCGGGUCAUGGUGGGGAGGUCUACUUCCACUACACGAGUGAAUUGGCCUUCCGAAACAUCACUCACCCGGCCAAAGAAGCAGCAGAGGUUUGGGCAUCAUUGAAGACAGAUGGGCCCAAUGCUAAUGCUUGGUGGGGCAAAGGGAUCUACACUGUGCCGUUGCCUCCUGACCAGUGGCAAAACCGGGAGCAGUUGCUGGACAACAAUUUCCGCAACAUGAUGCGGCGGGACCGCGAGGAUCCAGAAAGGGGUCCUGAGUACGUAGAUCGCGAGUACCCCAAGAGGGCCGCAUUCUGCGUCCCAAUUCUGAUCGAUGCAUGCAAUGCCUUCGAUGUCUCCAAGAAAGCGACACCAGAAAUGGAGGCUGCGGGGAAGGAACCGGGCAGGAACCUUGCGGACAAACUUCUGAAUGAGCCUGGCAUGCCUCCCCGCUGGUGCGUUGUGCUCCGAGUCUAUGGUGAAGAUGGCGUCCAGCAUGCACGUGGACGAUUGCUGGAUGCCCUGCGUGCCCGAGCCAAUUCAGCUGCGACAUCAGUCCUGUCUGCCAAGUAUCGCCUGGGCUGUGUGCUUCAUUACCAGGGGUUGACUCAGGAGGCGUUGCCCUUGGUGCGAAAAUUGCUGGCAUCUUGUGAGUCAAUAUAUGGCCCGGCACAUGAGGAGACGUCGGCAUGUGCCGGCCUUCUGGCCCUCCUCCUGCAAGCUAGGGGCAAUUACAGCGAAGCUGAGAAAUUGCUUCGACCCGCCUUGGAGGGGUGCAGAUGGGGGCUUAACCAACAAGCCUUGAAAUACAGCUACCAGUUAGCAUAUCUCCUGACAGAAAUGUGCAACUACAGUGAAGCUGUGGUCUUGUACCGCCGUGUUUUGGAUGAGCAGAUAAGACAAAUUGGUUCUGAGCACCCAGAGACCUUGACUGCCAUGUCCGGUCUGGCCACUGUCCUAAAAGCCAUGGGCCACUACCGGGAAUCGGCGGACCUGAGGAGGACUGCGAAAGUCACCUGCGAAAAAAUCUUGGGUCCGGAACAUCCUCAAACUUUGGAUUGCAUCAACGAUUUGGCCAUUGCCCUGCACAACGCGGGCGAUUACCAUGAAGCUGCUGAGUUGUAUCGCAAGGUCUGGGACAUAAAAGAAAGGACAUUUGGUCCUUUGCAUCCGGUGACUCUGCACAGUCUUACCAACUUGGCAAUUACCUUGACAGAUAUGGGCAACCACAGGGAGGGAGUGGAGUUGCACCGAAGGGCCUUGGAUGCCCGGGAAAGGACUCUGGGCCUCGAAAAUCCUGAGACCUUGCAAUCCAUGAGUCAACUGGCAUUGGCGUUGCAUGCCAUGGGAAAUCUUUCCGAAGCGGAGGAGUUGCAGAGACGGGCUCUGUGCGCGAAGGAAAGGAUCCUGGGACCCCAGCAUCCGAGCACCCUCCGAUCCAUUGAGCGUUUAGUGCGCCUCUUAAAGGACAUGGGCAACGAAUCUGAAGCAGCCGAACUGUGGAAGCGGAUAGAACUUCUUCCCUAAUCAACAGCCAAGGUUUAGCUGUUGGCACCUUGCCCUGUGUCGUUUUUUUCGGCUCCUUCAUGUUCAUGACUUGUACAUAGUGCUGUGAGUUUCAAUUCCUGCAGUGGAUGGAGCAUGCUGCAUGCUGCGCCUGUUGUAACCUCAAAACUGGGCUGUUCAGCUUACGGAGUUAUUCGUGGGCACCUAUUUAGAGUCCUUGGAUGUCCUAUGUCCAAGGUCACGACGUCGAGGUCUUUGGCAACAACGGUUCCCACCAUGCUUCGACGUUGAACGAGGUUCCCAUGGAACAUCUCCGCUAUCGCUUGACAUGGAACAUUCCCAUUCCCUUCAUCAAUAUUUGUUGCAGAAUCCUGCGCAUUUCUACAAUUCUUCAUGCCCGUUCCAGCAAAGCACUGAAAGUGCACUCAACCAGGCGACCUUGGGCGUUGCGAGAGACUCGGACGAGUACAGCUUUGCACAUGACCUUUGUUUGAAAAGCCAUGGGCCCAGUGAUGUCCAGAGCAGCCUGAUUUUUUUGUUUCGCCUGCACUUUUUGUCACACUGCUGCCACCGGUACAUAUUUAAAUUGCCAAGCGCAAUUUUGCCUCAAGACACCACUUGUC